GUUUAAUCCUGCUGGGAUUAUGUUGGCGAGAGAGUGCACUGGUCCGUCCGUCCACUCUUCAUCACUUUUCAUCACUCCUCUUCCUCCUCACUGGACUCUGAAAUGUCGCGAUCGUGACUCUUUUCUACAGACUGUCCCUGGGAUUAUUUGUGUGUGUGUUGGUGCAACAUCCUGGUUGGUUGUGAGGAACAGGAAGCUGAUGGGAAGCACAGUGAAGCCACACGGCUGGGAGAUUUAGGGACAUGGCCAUAUUCCGGUAUGACUACUGGAGCCCGCAAGUGACCUUUGACAGCCGUGUCCGGAUCGCUCCUCAUUUUCUUGGUAAACUGGUCCACUCCAGCUGACGGCUCACACUCGGGAAGAACCUGAAACAUCCUCCUCUACUCUCUCGUCAAGGAGACUCCUGGUUUUGUCAUUAGUUCCUGACUCAUGGAUGUGGCUUGGAGAUCUUUCAUCAGCGGCCGGUGGGACAAACCUCUGGAGUUGUGGGAGUUUUGGGAGAAGCAGUAAAGGGAAAAGAUGAUGAUGAUGUUGUGGACACUCGUCACCAUGGCGACAGUGGUCGAUGGACAGAUGAAGAUCUCACCGGAAGUGGUGCAGCAGUGGGCACUCACCUUCAGCAAAGACAUCUCUGCUUUGUCGGCAAGAUAUUCCGGGGCCAGACUGUUGCAGAAGAAAUACAAGGAUGUAGAGGCUGUGGUGAAGAUAGAGGAGGUCAAUGGGGAGCAGCUGGUGAAGAAGAUUGCAGGGGAGAUGGAGGAGAUGCUUGGCAGGAAGAUGAAGUCAGUCAAGAGGUUAGCAGAGUCAGCUGAAGAUGCUGAUCUGUACCACGAGUACAACGAAACCCUAGAGUUUGACUACUACAACUCCCUACUCAUCAACACCGAGGACGAGGAUGGGGAGCCUCUGCCACUUGGGGGCGAGUUCCCUCUGGAGGAGAACGAACAUUUUAACAAGCUUCCUGUCAACACGCAGCAGAGCAACAUCCAGGUGCCCACCAACGUGUACAACCGAGAUCCUGACAUUGUGAACGGAGUCUACAUGUCAGAGGCUCUGAAUGACGUCUUUAUUGAUAACUUCCAGAAAGAUCCAACUCUCACCUGGCAGUACUUCGGAAGUGCCACCGGGUUUUUCAGACUGUAUCCAGGAAUCCAGUGGAUUCCGGAUGAGAACGGCGUGGUCACCUUUGACUGCAGGAACAGAAACUGGUACAUCCAGGCUGCCACGUCUCCGAAGGACGUCGUGAUCGUGGUGGAUGUCAGUGGCAGCAUGAAGGGCCUCAGACUCACAAUCGCCAAACACACCAUCAACACAAUCCUGGACACACUGGGAGAAAAUGAUUUUGUCAACAUCAUUGCUUACAGCGACUAUGUCCGCUACGUGGAGCCUUGUUUCCAAGGAACUCUAGUACAGGCUGACCUGGACAACAGAGAGCACUUCAAACUCCUUGUGGACGGGCUUCACGUCAAGGGAGAAGGAAAAGUAAAAAAUGCAAUGAAAGAAUCGUUCAAGAUUCUGAACGAGGCUGCGGCGCUGGGUCAGGGCAGUUUGUGCAACCAAGCCAUCAUGCUGAUCACAGACGGAGCGAUGGAAGAUUUCCAGGAUGUUUUUGAAGAUUUUAAUUGGCCAGAAAGAAGAGUUCGGGUGUUCACGUAUCUGAUAGGUCGCGAGAUGACUUUUGCGGAGAACGUCAAGUGGAUUGCCUGCAAUAACAAAGGCUUCUACACGCAUGUGUCGACACUAGCGGACGUUCAGGAGAAUGUGAUGGAGUAUCUUCACGUCCUCAGUCGGCCGAUGGUCAUCAACCACGACCAUGACAUCAUCUGGACUGAGGCCUACAUGGACAGUGUGUUACCAAACACCGCAGAGCUGUUCAACACUCAAGCUCAGAGUCUGCUGUUGAUGACGUCAGUUGCCAUGCCAGUGUUCAGCAAGAAGAAGGAGACGCUUUCACAUGGCAUCUUGCUGGGCGUGGUGGGAACAGACGUGGCGCUGCGUGAGCUCAUGAGGUUGGCACCCAGAUACCAGUUGGGUGUCCAUGGUUACGCCUUCCUCAUCACGAACAACGGCUACAUUCUGUCUCACCCUGACCUCCGACCUCUGUACAGAGAGGGGAAGAAGCUAAAGCCCAAGCCAAACUACAACAGCGUGGACCUGUCAGAGGUGGAGUGGGAGGACACAGAGGAGAAGCUGAGGACAGCCAUGGUCAAAGGAGAGACAGGGACGCUGACUCUGGAUGUGAGGACAACAGUGGACAAAGGAAGGAGGGUGAUGUUCUUGAGGAAUGACUACUUCUACACCGUCAUCAGUGAAACACCCUUCAGUCUGGGAAUUGUGCUGACACCGGGAUACGGACAGUUUCUCUUCAGUGGGAAUGUUUCUGUUGAAGAAGGUCUUCAUGAUCUCCUGGCUCCAGAUCUGACACUGGCUGCCGAGUGGACCUACUGUGAGACUGACAUAGACCCUGCUCAUCGGAAACUGAGUCAGCUGCAGGCGGUGGUUCGGUUCCUCACCGGAAAAGAACCGCACCUGGAAUGUGACAUGAAGCUGCUGCAGCAGACUCUGUUUGACGCUGUGGUCACUGCACCGUUGGAGGCGUACUGGACCGCCAUCAUGCUCAACACAUCAGGGAUGGACGAGGGAAUUGAGACAGCAUUUUUAGGAACACGAUCUGGUCUCACCCGGUUCCAGAGAUACACCGGGAUUGAGAAACGAGUCGCUAAGUGGUUCCUAGCCUCCACUGACCAGGAGAACAUCUUCACCCUGGAUCACUUCCCGGUCUGGUAUCGAAGAGCUGCAGAGAGUCCUGCUGGACAGUUUGUGUACUACACACCCACAGAGGCCACCAGAGGGAGGAUCGUGAUUGCUGCCACCUCCGUCGCUGUCACUGUAGGAAAGAAAACUGCUAUCGCUGGAGCUGUCGGGGUCCAGAUGACUCUCAAGGUCUUGGAGUCCAGGUUUUGGGCCAUCGCUUCCCAGCCCAACAACACUGAUUGUUCAGACGUGGAUGGGAUCUGUCCUCUGCAGUGUGACGGCUUUGACAUAUUGUGUUAUGUCAUCGACAACAACGGAUUUAUUCUGAUUUCUAGACAACGCAGUGAUGCCGGACGCUUCCUCGGUGAGGUGGACGGGUCAGUGAUGAGCACGCUCAUCAGGAUGGGAAUGUUCAAAAGGGUGUCGUUGUUUGACUACCAAGCCAUGUGUAAGACGAACCACUACUCUGUCAGCAAGGCCCGCCCACUACUGUCUCCUCUCUUCACUUUGCUCUCAGCUCUGCGGUGGUUCUUCUCCAACUUGUUGCUGUUCCUUCUUGACUCUAACAUCUGCAACAUCUGGGAUGUUUUUACUGAGGCUUCACUCCAUAAGAAGCGGGUGGACGUCUUGCAGCCGUGUGACACAGAGUAUCCCAGCUUCAUCUACGAGCCAACAGUCAAAGAGACCAACAGCAUCAUCAAGUGUGGACGCUGUCAAAAGAUGUUCGUGGUGCAGCAGAUACCUGACAGCAACCUGCUGCUGGUCGUCAUUCAGGCCGACUGCGACUGCUCGCGGCAGCACCCCCCCAUCACCCUGGAGCCGGAGGAGGUGCGCUAUAUCGCCUCCAUCAAAUGUGAGCGCAUGAAGUCGCAGAAGAUCCGUCGGCGUCCAGAGUCCUGUCACGCCUACCACCCUCAGGAGAACGCCAACGACUGCGGUGCAGCAGCAGCUUUGUCUGUCUCAGUCUGUCUGCUCCUCAUCUCUCAGUCCAUCUUGUGGUCACACUGGCUGUACCCUUGAUGAUACGACCAAGAUGCCACUGUGUGAUGUUGCCCAGGACAGAUGUUUCAGAUGGAGAGUUUCUUUUGGGAGUUUAUCCAACCUUGUUGAUGGUGUAACGGAAUUGACAUCUCAAGAUGUUGACUGAUGUUUGGUGACUCACAAUGGACUUAUUACAGUGAGUGUGUAUGUGUGUGUGUGGGUGUGUGAGAGAGAGAGACAGUGUGCAUGAGCACCACUUGGAAGGUUGCAGGUCCCAAGUUAUUUUGUGUUUUUGACCCACAUGUUGAAAUGCUAUGACUCGGAAUUCAAAUAAACAUGUUCCUGGCGUCUCAUGACAAACAUGACCCUUGACCUCUACUGACCACCUAUCCCCAACGAUCGAGGAGCCGGCUUGUAUGAGUGAGCGUGUUGUCACGGGUUUGUUCUCUGCUGCUCCAACAUUCCAUUUAUUUCU
Synchiropus splendidus (mandarinfish) is the source of this 4210-nucleotide messenger RNA. RefSeq names its product calcium channel, voltage-dependent, alpha 2/delta subunit 4a (gene cacna2d4a). Gene Ontology annotation, cellular component: voltage-gated calcium channel complex. The transcript has 40 exons. The coding region runs from base 520 to 3774 and encodes 1084 amino acids. The record is from RefSeq and is a predicted model, not a curated record. Lineage: Eukaryota; Metazoa; Chordata; Actinopteri; Syngnathiformes; Callionymidae. Gene Ontology annotation, molecular function: voltage-gated calcium channel activity.